This is a messenger RNA of Sceloporus undulatus (fence lizard), 1901 nucleotides long. It is a transcript of the gene CTNS, whose product is annotated as cystinosin, lysosomal cystine transporter. NCBI's taxonomy places the organism in Eukaryota, Metazoa, Chordata, Lepidosauria, Squamata, Phrynosomatidae. Gene Ontology annotation, biological process: L-cystine transport. The record is from RefSeq and is a predicted model, not a curated record. Gene Ontology annotation, molecular function: L-cystine transmembrane transporter activity. Bases 330 to 1448 code for a protein of 372 amino acids. The transcript has 11 exons. Gene Ontology annotation, cellular component: lysosomal membrane.
UUGACGGCUGUGUGUGAAAUUAUACAUUAACUAAGUUAGACUUAAACAACGGGAGGCCUGUUUUCGCAAAAGGAGGAGGAGGGAAAUAAAAAUUACCUCAGAAACGGCCCAGAUCCUGCCACACCCAAGAUGGCCUCCCCAGGAAGCAGAGCUUUCUAUUCGCCGGCGUCGCCUCAGAGGCCUCGAAAGGCCUAGGCCCGGAGCCUAAAACGAAGAAAGACGUUGGAAGGAACGACUUGGGACGGAGGGAACGUCGUUGCUCCGUUCCCCUCAGGCUCCAGGGACAUCUAUUCCCUCACAAAACGUCCAGCUGUCAGCUGCUUGGCGCCAUGGGGAGCAGAGCCGGCCUUUUCCUCCUGGCCCUCCGUCUGCUCAGCCUCCUUUCUCUUGCAUUGCCGCAUCUCUCUGGAGCCACGGUCCUCAAGGUCCCCGAAGAGGUUUCGCUAGAAAACGGCAGUUCGAAGAACAUCACAGUGACUUUAAGUCCUCCGCUCAAUGAGACACUGGAGAUCACAUUUAACGUCACCUAUUCGUCCAAGGAGAACCACACCAUCGUUGAGCUGCCCAAGGAGGUGAUCGUAGCGGCAGGCCUGAAGGAGACCCACUUCCAAGUGAGAGCAAAAGAUGUCGGACAGGUGACGGUCUACCUUCAGAGCAAUGCCUCCAAUGCAACAAGGCCAAGAAUCCGGUUCCUGGUCCUCCACAGCAAUGCAGUGAGGAUCCUGGACCAGGUGAUCGGGUGGAUCUAUUUCCUGGCCUGGUCAAUCUCCUUCUACCCUCAGGUGUUUGAGAACUGGAAACGGAAAAGCGUCGUGGGGCUCAGUUUUGACUUCAUUGCGUUGAACCUGACCGGCUUCAUCGCCUACAGCGUCUUCAACGUCGGGCUCUUCUGGGUCCGCCCUGUGAAGGAGCAGUUCCUGCAGCAGUAUCCCAACGGCGUGAACCCGGUGGACAGCAACGACGUCUUCUUCAGCCUCCAUGCCGUUGCCGUGACCCUCGUCAUCAUCCUGCAGUGCCUUAUAUAUGAGAAAGGGAGCCAAAAGGUCUCCCGGAUCGCCAUCGGCUUGCUGGUUGUCGGCUGGAUUUUCAUCUUCACCACCUUGUUUGUGGCCGCGGCCGGAGUCAUCACCUGGCUUCAGUUCUUGUUUUAUUUCUCCUACGUAAAGCUGGCCGUCACUCUCCUCAAAUACUUCCCACAGGCCUACAUGAAUUUUCGCCGCAAGAGUACCGAGGGCUGGAGCAUUGGCAACGUCCUGUUGGACUUUGUGGGUGGCAGCUUCAGCUUGCUUCAGAUGUUUCUACAGUCCUAUAACAACGAUGAGUGGAAACUGAUCUUUGGGGACCCCACCAAGUUUGGCCUCGGCCUCUUCUCCAUCUGCUUUGACAUCGUCUUCAUCGUCCAGCACUACUGCUUGUAUCGGUCUGAGGAGUACCAGUUCUUUGCGUAACCAUCUCCCACAACGCAUGGGUGCACCGUCUAAAUUUGCCAGCGUCAGCUGCCACAGACACUAAGACUUGCAGAAAGACAGUGACUCUGGUUCCCAUCUGAGGAAGGCAGCCCUCCUCGAUUUAACUACCUUCUGGUGCCUUACUCUUUUGCUAAGAUGUAGUUCUGAUUUCACUGUGUCACCCAAAACGUUAUUGCCUUCAAAGAAGGCAGUCAGGAAGACGGCUUCCAUCCAACCGAUCUGUGAACUGUGGACUGGGCACUCCAGCCUUCCCCUCUUGUGGCAAAGCACAGAGAGAUCACUGGACCAAACCUGACGACCCUUUCUUCCAUGGAAGCAUUCCAUUUGCACUGAGGAGCUGCUGAACUAGGCUGCGUAAACCUGUAUUAACUGGGACUGAAGCAACUUCGGAGUGAGUGUCAGUGUGAAUUAAAUCUUAGCAUAAAACUUUCA